Messenger RNA from Meriones unguiculatus (Mongolian gerbil), 5227 nucleotides. It is a transcript of the gene Prr11, whose product is annotated as proline rich 11. The record is from RefSeq and is a predicted model, not a curated record. Lineage: Eukaryota; Metazoa; Chordata; Mammalia; Rodentia; Muridae. The coding region runs from base 500 to 1591 and encodes 363 amino acids. The transcript has 10 exons. Gene Ontology annotation, cellular component: cytoplasm.
UGGCGGUUGGGUAACGCCCCUCCUUAUGAAAGGCACCUUCCCGUUGGGCAGAGACACAAAACGCCGCAGGAGGAUUGGCUGCCGAGUAUGUGAUUUUUUCCAUUGGCUGCCUUCUGGUCUCUACUUUCAAGUUCAUACUUGGGAAAGAGUUUGCGAUUGGCGCACUCGGAAGCAGCAGCAGCCAAUGACGUGAAAGCUUCCACCGCCGGCCUAAGCGACGGACACACCUUCUUUUCUCUGCGGCUUCCCCGCCCCUUCUCGCCCGCCUUCCCUUAUUCAUACAGGAAGCGCCUCAGUUCCGAUUGGCCAGGACGGGAUGAGCUCUCGGCCAAUCGCAAUCCAGGUUGCGCUUGGAUCCCUUCAGGACAACGAGCCCUGCAGAGAGCACGUCUACGAUUGGUUGCUCCUCAGCCAGGAUUUAAUUUUGAAUUUACCUUUGCGGCGUGGAAGAGGCUCCGGCCCGAACCUCGUCUAGCCCCCAGGCUCUUACGCUAAAAUCAUGCCCCAGUUCAAACAGCGAAGAAGAAAGCUAAGAGCCAAAGCCAAGCGAUUAUUUAAGAAGAAAGAAGCCUCUCAAUUCCAGACUAAGCUAUUGAAACCUCCCCCUCCACCACCCACGCCAGAAAGAGUGGUUACUUCUUCAGCAGAUAUACUCCAAAGCAGAAGCUGGCUAAGACCUUCUUGGAACUUCAAAUUUCCCAACAUCAAAGAUGCAAUCAGCCUUUGGACAAAUAGAGCAUGGUACAUAUACAGUUUCUGCCAGAGCUGCAUAGCCCAGAGUUUUGAAGCAUUAAAAGAUGCCAUCUUCCCAUCCCGCGUCUACCACAGAGAACUUCACAGUCUAAAACAACAAUGUUGUGUUUUGAAAAGUGAAUUAUGCAAGCUCCAAGAAACACUGAAGACCAUUUCAGAAAAUUCUUGUUCAAGCUGUUGUCACACGUGUUGCAUGAGUGAUAAACUUACAAAUGUGCCUGGCUGUGCUCCAACAACACAUGGAGAAUCUCAAACUGCACUUCCUCCCACGCUGCCACAGCCAGCCAGUCAUCCGCCUCCGCCUCCUCCUCCUCCUCCACCUCCUCCUCUUCCUCCACCACCACCACCCCUCGCCCCUUUGCUGCUCAGAAAAUCUGGUCCUACUAAAGCACUUCAGGUUGAACCGUUAAAGAAAGAUGGACCAAUGCAUAUAACAGUUAAAGAUCUACUUACUGUAAAAUUAAAAAAGACACAGAGUAUUGAAGAACGGAAGAAGAUUGUGCCGUCACCACCUGAGGAACGGACACCACUAGUUACUAUCUCUGACCUGCAGCGCGUUACCCUGAAGCCUAACUGCAAGGUGUCAGCAACACGAGUUAAGAAUGUCUUAAUUACUCCUGGCAAAAGCCAAAUUGAUCUUCGGAAGCUGCUUCGGAGAGUGGAUGUAGAAAGGAGUCCAGGUGGGACACCCCUUACCAAUAAAGAAAAUAUGGAAACGGGAACUGGACUAACUCCAGUCAUGACUCGGGCCUUAAGGAGAAAGUUUCAGCUGGCUCACCCUCAAAGCCCUACUCAGUCUCUGCCACUUUCCACAAGCAGCUUUGAUGAACAGAACUGAGGCCAGCUCUGCCUGACUCCAUAGAGUGAUCCAUACAAGACAGAUCAACCCUCCAAAUCUUAAAUGUACUAAAAUAUGUAUGUGCGUAUGUAUGUAUGUAUGUAUGUAAUUCUACUUGAAGAAUCAGAGUGAGUAUGUAUGGAGCCUAUACAUACUGUGGCGUAAAGCAAGCAGUUAGGUAUUUUCUGUUGUUCAUGAUGGUAAGGGAACCAGAAGGGAAAAUGCAAUCUGCAAAGUAAUGUUUAUUCUGGAAUUACCCAAAUUUGGGUUAGAGAGGCUGUUCAAAUUUCAUUCCGCUGGGGCUGACACAGUAGAGGCCCUUGCCACCCAGCCUAAUGAUUCAAGUUCAAUGCCCCGGACCCAAAUGGAGGGAAGAAAGAACUAUGAUAUAUGCCCCUUCAACAGGUAAAAUUAAUAAAUAUGUUAGCAAAUACUAACGGUAUAUCUAGUUUAUUAUAUAAAUGUAGUUAUGACAUUAAGAAAAUUGUCUGGGUACUGGAAAGAUGGCUUAGCAGUUAAGAACACUCACUGCUUUUACAGAGGAUCCAAGUCAGUUCCCAGCACCCAUAUCAAGUAACUCACAGCUGCCUGCAGCUCCAGGUCCAGAGAUUUCAUUGCUCUCUUCUGGCUUACGUAGGCACCUGCACUUACAUGUUCACAGACACAUAACUAAAAACAUAACUAAAAUAAAGAAUAUGGCCUGGUUUCUGUUCAUCACAGGCUAGUUUAUUCAUUGCUACAACCUUUCUCUGUAAAAUAGGACCCUCUAGUUGGGCAUGGUGAUAGAUGCAUUCAAUCCCAGCACUUAGAAAGCAGAAGCCCACAGAUCUCUGGGAGUUUGAGGCCAGUCUGGUCUACAUAGAGAAUUCCAGACCAGCCAGAACUACACAGUGAGAUCCUGUCUCAAAAUAAAUAACAAAACAUUUAGAGGGGGGAAAACCCUCAUUGUGAUCUGAAAAAUCUGCAAGUGCCCCUUGUUUGCUUGAAACAGAAUCUUACAUUAUAGUCCAGGCUAGCCUGGAGCUCCUGGCAAUCCUCUGCCCUCACCUCCCAAUGCUGGGACUGCAGAUGUGUGCCACCACAUCUGGCUAGAGUGUGUCAUUUUAGCAACUUCGGUAGGUGGUUUUAUCUGGCUCACUCCUCUUUCUUUUUCUUCUUUCUCCUUCUCCAUCUCUUCUUUCUUUUUUCCUCCUCUUUCUUCUACUUCUUUCUCAUCCUCCUUUUCCUCCUCCUUUAUCUCUUCCUUCUUCAUUCCUCCUCCUUUCUCUGCCUCCUCUUCCUCCUCCUCCCCUGAUCCUCCACCUCUUCCUUCUUUCCUCCUUCUUCUCCUUCCUUCUCCUUCUCCUCCUUCUAUUCCUUGUUCUGGCUAAACCUAGGGCCUCACACAUGCUAAGUACCUGUACCCUGAGCUAUACCUUCAGCCUUCAUUCCUUACUUUUUUAAUCUGCUAUCUAUUUUCCUGCAGUCAAAUACAUUUUUCCUGAUUUCAGCAUAAACCCUCUAUUUUCCAAAAUGCCAUGGUGGUCCUAUCUUGAAGCCUGCUUCCUGGUCCUUACCAGCCUGUGUAUUUACCAGUAGUAGUGAUGUGUCUCUCACUGAACUUCAUUCAUACUUGCUAGUCUAGAGCUGUCAGACUUAGCAAAUAAGAAUCUAUAUUAAGGGCUGGAGAAAUGACUCAGUGGAUAAGAGCACUGUUUGCUCCUCCAGAGGUCCUGAAUUCAGUUCCCAGCAACCACAUGGUGGCUCACAACCAUCUAUACUGAAAUCUGAUGCCCUCUUUAGAUGGAACACUCUUAUAUAAAAAUAAAUAAAUUAAAGAAAAAGAAUAUAUAUUAAAUAUAAUUUAAUUAUAUAAAAAUAUAAAAAUAAAUUUUAAUUUCCGAUAAACCACAAAUAAGCUUUAAGUAUAAGUUUUCCCUACUAAACAACAAAUAUUUGAGUGUUAGAGAUAGAACUCAAGGCCACAUAUGUGCUAAGCUAGAAGAAAUAACUUCUUAAUAUUGAAUGAGGUGUAUUUAAGCCUUGCAGGGAGUUCAGUAAUAUAGUGCUUGUCUAGAAUGUUCAUGGCCCUGGGUUCAAUCUGCACUAUUAACUCUCUCUCUCUCUCUCUCUCUCUCUCUCUCUGAUUAAUCUCAAUGGUCUACUUCAUAUUCUCAACACUCACCUGAGAGACUGGCUUUCUCAGGGAUGCUCUUGCCUGGGUUAAUUGAGAUGGGAUGACCUGCCCUCAGUGAGUAGCACUCUCCCCUAAGCUGUAGACGCAAUGUGUUUAGCUGCCUCAAGCUCCUGCUCUCUUGAUCCCCUCCUCUGCCACAGUGGAGUGUAUGGUAGAACUAUAAGUCUGAAUGAACCCUUCCUUCCUUUCCUAAAUGCUUUUCUCGGGCAUUUCAUCACAGCAAUGAGGAAAGUAGCUUAGGCAAUCAUAUAUAUGUAUAUAUGUCUCACUACUCAUCUGGAAUUCACAUACAGCUUAGAACCUUAUAUUUUACUUAGCUACCUUGUGUGUACAUCCCUGAAAACUUGCAAUUUAUUUCUAGGAUCCCACAGUUUCCUACCCAUGUCUUCUUGGCAAUUGAACACUUAUAUAGCUUCAGCCAGGAUCCCCUCACAUAAGUUCUAAUAAGAAUAGACAGGUAAUUCUCACUAAAGUGAGUGUGACUCAGGUGUAAAAGUAGCUACCUUUUCUUAUGGUGCAGAGGGGUCUCGGGGCUCUGGGCAUGCUAGAUGAGUGCUUCUGCCCACUGACCCACAGCUGCGCUGCAGGAUCACCUCAGAGACUGUUAUUGCACGUGGUAGGUAAGGAAGCCUACCACUGAGUUAUUUCCAGGUCACAGCCCUGUGUUUUCAUUGUACAGUACUGCUUUGAGAUGUCAAAUCAUGGCGUUGGAAACUAAACAGACUGGAAAGGAGUCCUGAGGACAGUGUUUAGCACCUGUCCUGUUUCUGAGGUCCACACGUAUGUUUAUAAUACAGAAGAGAUACAUCUAGAAUUAGCUAGAAGAUUCUUCGUCUGUGGUUUGUCAAGAGAGACUUUCAUGUAGUCCAUUCUGUCCCGGAACUAUUUAGCCCCAAAUGACCUUGAACUCCUGAACUUUGUUCUACUUAUUGCGCGCUAGGAUUAAGGCAUGCACCACCAAAUCCAGCAGAACUUUUUUGAUAUUAUGUAAAAAGGGAAAUGAUCACUGAAAAUAAAGUAAGGAUUCGUAAUAGAGUAGUAUUUUGUGGGGCACUUAUAAAUAAACCAUUAUGUACUGUAUACUAUAUACUGAUAUGAACAUGAUCAUUCUUAUGGCAUAAGAAGUUCAUUAAAAAAACAAAAAAACUAGGCUGGGCAUAGCAACUUCUGCCAAGUUGACCCAGCUAUUUGGAAAACUAAGGUGUAGGGAAUGUAAAUCCAUGGCCAGCAGCUAGCCUGGGCAACUUGGUGUGAACCUGCUUCAAAAAAAAAAAAAAAAAAAAAAGAAAUUUUACAGGUAAAACAUUUACAAAGCUGCUAUUGUUGUUGUAUCAGUAUUAAAAUGUACCCUACUUUUAAUUGUUUACUGAUUUUUACUAUAGAAUUUAUAUGCUUUUUUAUUCUAACCAUUUGAGUACUCUGAACAGUGUAUGAUUUUAUUAAACCACUGCUUUUUAUAU